Aethalodelphis obliquidens (Pacific white-sided dolphin) is the source of this 3963-nucleotide messenger RNA. RefSeq names its product N-acetylated alpha-linked acidic dipeptidase like 2 (gene NAALADL2). The transcript is spliced from 14 exons. NCBI's taxonomy places the organism in Eukaryota, Metazoa, Chordata, Mammalia, Artiodactyla, Delphinidae. The record is from RefSeq and is a predicted model, not a curated record. Bases 1311 to 3698 code for a protein of 795 amino acids.
AUUUCUUUUGUUACAUAACUUAUAUAAUCAUUUUUUCAUUAAUAAUCUAGCAGACAUAGUGUAUAGAUUACUUUUAAGUUGAAAAUUAAAGAACUAUUAAAGUAGGAGAUGUUUGAACCUCAGAUUUUUUUUUUUUAACUAGUGUGACCAAAACUAAAAGUUAAGGAAUUCUAGAGGAAGGAAGUAGAGAUUGUUUUGUAUUCAAAUGUCUUAUGGGAGAGCUUAAAUAAAUUGACUUAUUUUUGUCAUCUACUUCCUCUCUUGUAAAUGAAUAAAUUUCUAAAUGUUGCUCAUCUUUGCUAGGGAUUUUUUUUUUGUUUGAGGCAGAACAGUUUAACUUAAUAUCACUAUGUUUCUAUUUAAAAGGCAAUGUAAAUAUCAGUAUCCUUCUUUAACCAGUGAGGACCUUGAGGGGCUCUAAGAUUGGAUAAAAUCAUUUCUUUAAGUUCUCUCAGUUAGUAAGUAACAGCUGAUGUCAGAACAUAGUGACAUCAGUGCUCUGGUUCCACAUUCUUUCCAUCCCUCAGAAGGAGAGGAACAAGAGGAGGGAGUAAGGAGAGAAGGAAGAGGGUGUAGGAGGAAAAGGAAGAAGAGGAGGGGUGGAGAGAGGAGGAAGAAUGUUGCUUGUUGUGUUUAUUAUUCACAAUGUUUAGCACAGUCAUACAGUAUUGCUUUGAAUCUUUAUAACAAUCUUCUGAAAUUGGUAUUUUACAUUUUUUUCCCCAAUAUACAGUUGAGGAAACUGAGUCUCAAAUAAGUUAUAUUCCUCGUUCAUAGUUACACGGCUAGUACUAGAGCUACUCCAAAGCCUGUCUUUCUACCACUGCACAAAACUGAUUCCCAUGCUGUCACUUACUUCCCUGUAUUUUUUUUAAUGGACACUGCAAACGUCACUUUAAAUUUUAUUUUAUUUCUAUAAGAGAAGCAGAUUGGGAACAGUAACAAACAAACAAAACUCUGGCUCUGCACCAUGGUGUGUUGAACACUAUUUGGAGGGGGGAAGUGUAGAAACGUUUCUGGACUAAAGUGAAAGUUGGGAAUUAAAAGUUAACAUCAAAAUUGAAACAAAGCCACAUUUUGUGAAGUGCACGCUAAUAGCAGUCCAUUCGAUCAAAGGAUGUGAUCUCACUUCACAGUAAAACAGGUCCUGCAAGCCCAGGUAACUCAGGAAGCAGAAUGGUAAUUAUUCACAGAAGAAAGCAGGUAGUAUACUGUUACAUUACUACAGGAGAAAGUCAGAAGGUCACAAAGCUUACAGGGUAACUGACACAACUGAAACUGCUUGGCCCCCUUUAAAAAGAAAUAAUAAAAUGGGAGAGAAUGAAGCAAAUUUACCUAACACAGCUUUGCAAGGUAAAAAGAUGGCCUAUCAGAAGGUCAAUGCAGAUCGAAGAGCCCCAGGACAUUCACAGUACCUAGACAAUGAUGACCUCCAAGCCACUGCCCUUGACUUAGAGUGGGACAUGGAAAAGGAACUGGAGGAGCCUGGUUUUGACCAGUUCCAGCUAGAUAGUGCUGAGAAUCAGAACCUGGAGAAUUCAGAGACUGCGGACCUCAGUCUUGAUCCCAUUCAACCAGCAACUUCACCCAAAGGAAGGUUUCAGCGACUUCAAGAAGAGUCUGACUAUGUGACCCAUUAUACAAGAUCUGCACCAAAGAGCAACCCCUGCAACUUUUGCCGCCUUUUAAAGCUAUUUUGCACAGCAAGCAUUUUAUUUAUUUCUGGAAUUUUGAUAGGCUAUUACACACAUAAAAACUGCUCUUCAAAUGCUAUGUCUUCAGGAACACUUGAUCUUCAGUUACACCAAGAGAUUCUCAAGACAAUCCAAGCAGAAGAUAUUAGGAAGUCUUUCAGAAAUUUGGUACAACUGUACAAAAGUGAAAACGACAUAGAAAUAUUAAAGAAGAUUAAGACUCAGUGGACUUCUUUGGGCCUAGAAGACAUACAGUUUGUAAAUUACUCUGUGCUGCUGAACCUGCCAGGCCCUUCUCCCAGCUCAGUGACUCUAAGUAGCAGUGGCCAGUGCUUUCAUCCUAAUGGCCAGCCUUGCAGCGAAGAAGCCAGACAACACGGCAGCCAAGAUCCGCUGUACUCAUAUGCAGCCUAUUCUGCCAGUGGAACUCUCAAGGCUGAAGUCAUUGAUGUGAGUUAUGGAAAUGCAGAUGAUUUAAAUAGGAUUAAAAAAAUGAAAAAUGUCACAAAUCAGAUUGCACUCCUGAAAUUAGGAAAACUGCCACUACUUUAUAAGCUUUCCUUAUUGGAAAAGGCUGGAUUUGGAGGUGUUCUUCUGUAUAUUGAUCCUUGUGAUUUACCAAAGACUGCAACUCUUAGCUAUGAUACAUUUAUGGUGUCACUGAAUCCAGGAGGAGACCCUUCUACACCUGGUUAUCCAAGUAUUGAUGGAAGCUUUAGACAAAACCGAUCAAACCUCACCUCUCUACUAGUGCAGCCCAUCUCAGCAUCUCUCGUUGCAAAACUCAUCUCUUCACCGAAAGAUAGAAUCACACACAGUGCCUGUAGCCCUCUAGAACUUCCAAAUAAUGAGGAAAGAAUUGUCAGCAUGCAAAUUCAGACAGUCACAAAAUUUGAAACAGUUACUAAUGUUGUUGGAUAUUUAAAGGGCUCGAGAUCUCCAGACCGUUAUAUCAUAGUUGGCAGCCAUCAUCAUACCGCAUACAGUUAUAAUGGACAAGAAUGGGCCAGCAGCACUGCCGUCAUCACAGCUUUUAUCCAGGCCUUGAUGUCAAGAGUCAAGAGAGGGUGGAGACCAGACCGCACUAUUGUUUUCUGUUCAUGGGGUGGAACAGCUUUUGGAAAUAUUGGCUCCUAUGAAUGGGGAGAGGAUUUCAAGAAGGUUCUGCAGAAGAAUGUUGUGGCUUAUGUUAGUCUCCACAGUCCUGUAAGCGGUAACUCAAGUCUCUACUCUGUAGCUUCACCAUCUCUUCAGCAACUGGUAGCUGAGAAAAAUAAUUUCAACUGUUCCAGAAGAGGUCAGUGCCCAGAAACAAAUAUCAGUUCUGUACAGAUGCAAGAUGAUGCCAAUUACUUCAUCAACCAUCUUGGAGUUCCCACCGUGAGGUUUACUUAUGAGGACAUCAAAGCAUUAGAGGGUCCAAGUUUUCUCUCUGAAGGCUUUUUCCCUAAACGUGCAACAAAAAUUGAAGAAACGGAUCCUUUUUUCAAACUUCACGAGACCAUUACCAAGCUCUCAGGAGAAGUGAUUUUACAAAUUGCCAACGAACCAGUUCUGCCCUUUAAUGCUCUCGAUAUAGCUUUAGAAGUUCAAAACAGCCUUAAAGGUGAUCAACCCAACACGCCUCAACUGCUAGCCCUGGCCUCACGCCUGCGGGAGAGCGCUGAACUCUUUCAAUCAGAUGAGAUGCGUCCUGCUAAUGACCCCAAGGAAAGAGCUCCCAUCCGUGUGCGGAUGCUGAAUGAGAUUCUCCAAGACAUGGAGAAGAGCUUCCUGGUGCAGCGGGCACCUCCAGGGUUUUACAGAAAUAUCCUGUACCACCUUGAUGGGAAGACAAGCCAGUUUUCAAUACUCCUGGAGGCUUGGGAACACUGCAAGUCACUUGCAUCAAAUGAGACCCUUCAAGAAGCCCUGUCAGAAGUAUUGAACAGCAUUAAUGCAGCUCAGGUUUACUUCAAAGCAGGACUUGAUGUGUUUGAGAGUGUCUUAGCUGGAAAGAACUGAGAAAACUCUCAGCAUUUGAAAACGUUUGUUUACAAUUCCUCAAGUGAAAGCUCUAAUCUGACUAGAUUUUCUGACAUUGAAGACUUUUUCCCUCCAAUGGCUUUUGAUAUAAGUAUAAAGCUAUCCUUCCUUUGUAUUUUUUAAUGUAUGUGUAAAAAGAGCAUUUUGCACAUUUAAUAUUUUUUCUUAUAUCUAGAUUUCUGAUUAUGUAAAAGCAAGUUAUUGAAAUCAUACUUAAGAUUUAUCUAUUAAAAAGAAAUCUGCU